AUGGACGAGAUCGCGGCGCUGCGAGACACAUUCGGUGACCGCAAACCCCCCGAGAUCAGCAGGAAAAUUACGGCCUGCGUUGCUUGUCGGAAGCAGAAGAUUAAAUGCCAUAUGAAAGCAGACGGCCAGCCGCCAUGCACGCGAUGCUCCAAGCGGGGCCUGCCCUGUACCGUCAACCGCAGCCUGCAGAUGCUGCUAGAGGACGACAUUACAUGGAAGCACGGAAUUACAGAGAAGAUCCGCAGACUGGAGGGCGUCACGAAUGAACUGAUGGCUCGAGUACCUGGGCCUGCUAUCCAGCCUCCUGCACAGCCCAAAGACCAGACAAGACCAGAGCAGACAAGACCAGUGCGUAGAGAAGUCGAAAAUAGCGACGAGCAGACCUGGGAAGUCGACCCGAAAUGCGAACCAGCCUCGAUUCCAGCAUCCUGCAUCUCAGAAAUGAGCAACCCCAGUCCGCGCGAAGCCCUGGUCCCCUCGCCCGCAAACCUGAUCUCGAGGGGCAUCUUGUCGCGACAUGAAGCAGAAGAACUCUUCCAGAGAUACCACGAGCGCCUCGAUCAUCUUCUCUACCGUAUUCUCGGAGACCAUCAAAGACUAGAAACGGUUUUAUCCAGUUCUCCCCUCCUAACAGCAGCCAUCUGCACUGUCGCUGCGCUGCACUCGCAGACAUUCGGCCAUCUGUUCGACAAGUGCUAUCGUGAAUUCAAGCAGCUGGUGGGAGCAACGACAUUCUCACGAUUCCAUAAUGUAGACGACGUCCGGGGACUCUGUAUCGGCGCAUUCUGGCUGCACGAGCUAUCCUGGUCCUUAGCAGGCACUGCCGUCCGAAUCGCCCUCGAAAUAAAACUAAACCACAGCAUCUACCAAGCGCUGAGAGGCGCUCGCUCCGCAUACAUGCAGACACGCCUCUACUAUCUGGUUUACGUCUGCGACCACCACUGCUCAGUCCUCUACGGGCGCCCACCCAUGUCCCGCGACUGCGACAGCAUAAAAGGCGCAACCCAGUUCCUAGAAACCGAACACGCAACCGAAGACGACGUGCGACUCGUCUCGCAGGUGAAGAUCUGGCUGAUCUCCGCGUCUGUAUUUGAUACCUUCGGCGUGGACGUCGAGACUCCUGUCCCAUCCACGAAACUCGCCCAGCUGCGCCGGUUCUCCAUCGCCCUGGACACCUGGUACGCGGACUGGAGCGAUAGCUUUGGCCCGAAUGCAAGGGUUGGGAAUUACCCAGCCAAGGGCGUCGGGCUGCACUUCCACUUCGCGAAGCUGUAUCUGUGCUCGCAUGCCUUCCGGGGCGCGCAAUCCUCGCCUGAUCCGAAGCGGCGGUUCUCGUCGUCUGAGAUGGAGGAGGUCGCGAACACGGCUGUUCUCUGCGCGGCGUCGAUAUUGGGCGUUAUGACGGCUGAUGCGGAGCUGCAGUCUCUGUUGAAUGGCCUGCCGCUGUGCUUUGAUACGAUGAUUGCGUUUGCGGUUGUCUUUCUGCUCAAGGUUGCCACGGAGUAUACGGAUGCGGUGACCCUGGAUAAAGGGAAGAUGCUCUCGCUUGUGGAUCGGACGAUUGACAUGCUGCAGCGGACGACGAGCGAGAUGCAUAGACAGCACUUGCUUGUGAGGAUUGGGUGUGGAGUGCAGAGGCUGCGUAGCAAGUUUGACGACGGCAGCAAUAAUAAUAACAUAUCUGCUCCUCCUGCACCGGUAUUUGGGACGCCGCAGACUUCGCCUGUGGAUCUGCUCCAGGGAGAUAUCGAGUGGAUGCAGAACAUGAGUGACUUUGACUUGUUUAAUCUCCAGGCACCGCUUUCAGGGCUGGGAGAGUGGCCGCUGGAUGGGGAGUUUGGGCAUGCCUUGUGA
Molecule: messenger RNA, 1854 nt
Organism: Aspergillus puulaauensis
Lineage: Eukaryota; Fungi; Ascomycota; Eurotiomycetes; Eurotiales; Aspergillaceae
Exons: 4
Coding region: 1-1854 (617 amino acids)
Biological process (GO): regulation of DNA-templated transcription; DNA-templated transcription
Cellular component (GO): nucleus
Molecular function (GO): DNA-binding transcription factor activity, RNA polymerase II-specific; zinc ion binding; transcription cis-regulatory region binding
Source: RefSeq, a predicted model, not a curated record